AUGCCUUGCUCGAAGAAGCCUGAUUAUUUACAGAGUCUGCUUCUCUUGCAGUGGCCCCUUAGCUACCUUGCCAUCUUUUGGAUCGUGCAGCCAUUGCUCGUUUGCCUGUUGUUCACACCUUUGUGGCUGUUACCAGCACUUUACUUCGUCUGGUUUUUCCUGGACUGGAAGACUCCAAAUCAAGGUGGCAGACGUUCGGCCUGGGUAAGGAACUGGCGUAUCUGGACCUACUUCAGAGACUAUUUCCCCAUUACAAUCCUGAAGACUAAAGAACUGCCACCUUCACGCAACUACAUCAUGGGGGUCCACCCCCAUGGGCUCCUGACCUAUGGCGCCUUCUGCAACUUCUGCACUGAGUCCACAGGCUUCUCAAAGAUCUUCCCAGGCAUCACUCCUCACUUGGCCACACUGUCCUGGUUCUUCAAGAUCCCGAUAAUUAGGGACUACCUUAUGGCCAAAGGAGUGUGUUCUGUGAGCCAGCCAUCUAUCGACUACCUGCUGAGCCAUGGCACUGGAAAUCUCGUGGGCAUUGUUCCGGGAGGAGUGAAAGAGGCCCUACAGAGUAUGCCUAACACCACCACCCUCAUUCUCCAGAAGCGCAAAGGGUUUGUGCGCACAGCCCUCCGACAUGGGGCUCAUCUGGUGCCUACCUUCACGUUUGGAGAAACUGAGGUAUAUGACCAAUUGGUGUUCCACGAGGACAGCUGGAUAUUCAAGUUCCAAAGCUACUUCCGCCAGAUCUUUGGUUUCUAUUUUUGUUUCUUCUAUGGUCAAGGCUUCCGUCAAGGCUCCUUUGGACUCCUACCAUACCACAGGCCCAUUGUCACUGUAGUUGGGGAGCCUUUGCCACUGCCCCAUGUUGAAAACCCAAGCCCAGAGAUGGUGGACAAAUAUCAUGCACUAUACAUGGAUGCCCUGAAAAAGCUGUUUGACCAGCAUAAGGUCCAGUAUGGCUUCCCAGACACCCAAAAGCUGCUGUUUUUGUGA
This is a messenger RNA of Psammomys obesus (fat sand rat), 987 nucleotides long. RefSeq names its product acyl-CoA wax alcohol acyltransferase 1 (gene Awat1). NCBI's taxonomy places the organism in Eukaryota, Metazoa, Chordata, Mammalia, Rodentia, Muridae. Gene Ontology annotation, cellular component: endoplasmic reticulum membrane. The coding region runs from base 1 to 987 and encodes 328 amino acids. The record is from RefSeq and is a predicted model, not a curated record. The transcript has 7 exons. Gene Ontology annotation, molecular function: long-chain-alcohol O-fatty-acyltransferase activity. Gene Ontology annotation, biological process: lipid metabolic process.